Acanthosepion pharaonis is the source of this 1011-nucleotide messenger RNA. Lineage: Eukaryota; Metazoa; Mollusca; Cephalopoda; Sepiida; Sepiidae. The record is from the annotation of a GenBank genome assembly.
AUGGAUUCCGUAAUUACAACUUUUCGCAUUUUCAUCCAUUAUCCAGUUACUUGCAUUUUUUUUUCAUCCCUGUCCUUCGUCUCCUUCCCCUGCCAUUUCUUUUCACGUUCAAUUCUUUCGCCACUUUUACAACGACAAUCUUCCACCUCUUUGACUUGCUUCAAAAGGCUUCAGAUCCGGACCCUGAAUUUUCCUCCAACACUAUGUAGAGUUGCUUCAAGUCCUUGUCCCCCCGUUCAUUCUUAUAAUCGUUGCCUACUUUCAUUCUUUCUGUCUUUAUUUCUUUCCUGCUUUUCUUUCUUUCUUUCUUUCUUUCUUUCUUUAUUUAUUUAUUUAUUUAUUUUCCUUCCCUCCUUCCCGCAUUUCUUUCUUUCUUUCUUCUUUUUCCUUCUUUCUUUUUCGUUUUUUAUUUUCCUUCCCCUUUCCACAUUUCUUUCUUUCUUUCUUUCUUUAUUUAUUUAUUUAUUUAUUUUUUCUUUCUUUGUUAUUUAUUUUCCUUCCCUCCUUCCCGCAUUUCUUUCUUUCUUUCUUUCUUUCUUUCUUUCUUUCUCGCUUCUUUUUCUUUCUUUCUUUUUCGUUUUUUAUUUUCUUUCCGCUUUUCUUUCUUUCUUUCUUUAUUUUUCGUUUUUUUAUUUUCCUUCCCCUUUCCGCUUUUCUUUCUUUCUUUCUUUCUUUCUUUCUUUCUUUCUUUCUUUCUUCCCGCUUUUCUAUCUUUCUUUCUUUGGAUGCCGUUUCUACGUAUACAACUCUCCUUCGUCUUUCAUGGCGGCUUCUUCAGUUUUUGGCGCAUUUUCAAAACCAUUCAAUUUUAAUCUCUCGACGAUCGACUACUUUCUAUUUAUCCUUGUUAACCUCUUCCCACCCACAAAUUCCCUUCCUAAAUUCAGUUUUCUUUCUACUUUCGCCUUUAUUCAUUUUUCUCUGAUGUCCGAAACCCGGAAGCCACAAAAAUCUUCACAUUUAUCACUUAAAGAAAACAUGGCAUUAAGCACAAGACCCAACAUAUAUUAG